AUGGAGGUCGCCCGCGACUACGCCGGAGCCCUCUUCAGGCCCCUGACAUUCAUGGGCUCGAAGACAAAGCAAGUGCUCCUCACGCCCCUCAUGCAGUCGGCUCGCCCCUUCCGGGUCUCCAACCAUGACCGCAGCAGCCGGCGCGGGGUGAUGGCCAGCACCCUGAAAGAGCUCAUCAGCAAGACGCUGGAAGCGCUGGUCAUCACCACUGGACUGGUCACGCUGGUGCUGGAGGAGGACGGUACCGUGGUGGACACGGAAGAGUUCUUCCAGACCCUGGGGGACAACACGCACUUCAUGAUCUUGGAAAAGGGACAGAAGUGGACACCGGGCAAGUACCUUCCGGCUUGUCAGCAGCCCAAGAGAUCAGGAAUCGCCAGAGUCACCUUCGACCUGUACAAGCUCAGCCCCAAGGACUUUAUGGGCUGCCUGAACGUGAAGGCCACCAUGUACGAGAUGUACUCCGUGUCCUACGACAUCCGCUGCACAGGGCUCAAGGCCAUGCUGAGGAGCCUGCUGCGGUUCCUGUCCUACACCGCCCAGGUGACCGGCCAGCUCCUCAUCUACAUGGGCUCCUACAUGCUCAACAUGCUGGGUGACACGGAAGAGCAGCCUCCUCUCAAGUCGCACUCCAGGGGCCGGUUCACGUGUGGAUAGGGACGCGCGCCUCUUGGUCCAGAUGCUCCCUUUUCA
Messenger RNA from Lepus europaeus (European hare), 693 nucleotides. RefSeq names its product cell death inducing DFFA like effector a (gene CIDEA). NCBI's taxonomy places the organism in Eukaryota, Metazoa, Chordata, Mammalia, Lagomorpha, Leporidae. The transcript has 5 exons. The record is from RefSeq and is a predicted model, not a curated record. Gene Ontology annotation, biological process: lipid storage; apoptotic process; regulation of apoptotic process. Gene Ontology annotation, cellular component: lipid droplet. The coding region runs from base 1 to 657 and encodes 218 amino acids.